AUGUCAACCGUUAAUAUUGACGAUAUUUUAAAGGGAAUCUCAGAUUCAUUGAGCAAGCUUCAGGAACAACAAGCACGUCAAAAAGAACUCAGUUUGGCUGCCAAAGAUUCCCCAAAUAAUAUCUCCUGUGAUUUAGCAUCUGUCAAUUCCCAAUCAAAGUAUACUUCAGAGUACUACGAAGCAAUUGCCAAGGAUUACAUAGAAUUCACGUAUAAAAAUCCAACAAUUUACCACGUUGUCAACCAUUUUGCCUCGCAAUUAGAAAAUAACGGCUUCAAGUACAAGUCCGAAAAGGAUUCAUGGUUGGAUAUCAAACCCGGAAAGUACUACACCACAAGAAAUGGCUCAUCGCUUGCAGCUUUUGUAGUUGGUAAGGACUGGUCGCCAGAAAAGGGUGUCGGAGCCAUUGGUUCUCAUAUCGAUGCGCUCACCACUGUUUUGAAACCAAAUUCCACCAAGGAGAAAGUUGACGGAUAUGAAUUGCUCGGGGUAGCACCAUAUGCAGGUACUUUGGGAAACAUCUGGUGGGAUAGAGAUUUAGGAAUUGGUGGCAGGUUAUUGGUGAAAGACUCCAAAGGUAAAAUCACUCAAAAGUUAGUUGACUCGUCACCCAGUCCUAUUGCUCACAUCCCAAGCUUAGCACCUCACUUUGGCUUACCAGCAAAUGACUUGAACAAAGAGACCAAAGCAGUUCCUGUGGUUGGAUUUUCAAGUAAAACACAAAAAGAAGAUGAACCAACAGAGGCUGAGAAAAAUGCUCCAUUAUUCGGUAAGCAUUCUUUGAAACUAUUACGCUACAUUGCAAAGCUAGCAAAUGUCAAAGUAGAAUCCAUUUCUCAGUGGGACUUGCAAUUGUAUGAUGUCCAAAAGGGGACUUUUGGUGGGCUUGACAAGGAGUUUGUUUUUGCUCCUAGAGUCGAUGAUAGGGUUUGUUCCUACGCCGCUUUGAAUGCCAUUAUUGAUGCAAGCAACGAAAAUUUGCUCAAAAGCGAUUCCUUGACUGUUGUUGGCUUAUAUGACAACGAAGAAGUGGGAAGCUUGACAAGAGCUGGCGCUAAGGGCGGGAUCUUGGAGCUUGUUGUCGAAAGAGUGUUGGCAUCAGAGUAUUUCAAUCCAAAUCAAUCUGGUAUACAAGAUGCUUUAAGAGUCACAUAUGCAAACUCUAUUAUCUUAUCAGCUGAUGUCAACCAUUUGUUUAAUCCAAAUUUCAACGAAGUUUAUUUGGAACACCACAAACCCGUUCCAAAUACCGGUAUUACUAUUUCUUUGGAUCCUAAUGGCCAUAUGGCAACUGACUCUAUCGGUUUGUCUUUGUUGGAGGAUUUAGCUAAGCAGAACGAUGACAAAGUCCAGUACUUCCAGAUUAGAAAUGACAGUAGAUCUGGUGGCACUAUUGGGCCAUCUAUCUCAACCCAAACUGGCGCAAGAACGAUUGACGUUGGAAUUCCACAGUUGUCAAUGCAUUCAAUCAGAGCUACUCUUGGAUCGAAAGAUAUUGGGUUGGGAAUCAAGUUCUUCACCGGAUUUUUCAACAACUGGAGAAAGACAUACGAUAAUUAUGUGGAUUUGUAG
Messenger RNA from Lodderomyces elongisporus, 1572 nucleotides. It is a transcript of the gene LAP41, whose product is annotated as metalloaminopeptidase. NCBI's taxonomy places the organism in Eukaryota, Fungi, Ascomycota, Pichiomycetes, Serinales, Debaryomycetaceae. Bases 1 to 1572 code for a protein of 523 amino acids. The transcript has a single exon. The record is from RefSeq and is a predicted model, not a curated record. Gene Ontology annotation, cellular component: fungal-type vacuole. Gene Ontology annotation, biological process: proteolysis. Gene Ontology annotation, molecular function: zinc ion binding; metalloaminopeptidase activity.